Messenger RNA from Dicentrarchus labrax (European seabass), 3552 nucleotides. RefSeq names its product voltage-dependent calcium channel gamma-4 subunit-like. Gene Ontology annotation, biological process: neurotransmitter receptor transport, postsynaptic endosome to lysosome; transmission of nerve impulse; neurotransmitter receptor internalization. Lineage: Eukaryota; Metazoa; Chordata; Actinopteri; Moronidae. The coding region runs from base 203 to 1177 and encodes 324 amino acids. Gene Ontology annotation, cellular component: AMPA glutamate receptor complex; voltage-gated calcium channel complex; postsynaptic density membrane. The record is from RefSeq and is a predicted model, not a curated record. The transcript is spliced from 4 exons. Gene Ontology annotation, molecular function: channel regulator activity; voltage-gated calcium channel activity.
AGCAAACAGUUGGUUUUGAGCAUCAGGUGAGCGUUUCUGACAACAUUCCCACUUCUUCCUCCUCUUUCUUUGGGCGACACUUUUAGCAGAGGAGCAGAGAGAGUGGACGCGCCUAAAUAAGUAUGACCAAAGGAUCCGCGCCCUGACGCGCUCCGGUGAGCGCAUGCUGGACCGGUGAGAGUGUGGACUAGUAUGAAGCGCCAUGGCUUGGUGUGACCGCGGGGUUCAAACGCUGCUGGCCACCGUGGGGGCUUUCGCUGCCUUCAGCCUGAUGACCAUCGCCAUCGGCACGGACUACUGGCUCUAUUCGAGGGCGUACAUCUGCAACAGCACCAAUGCCACCACAGACGAGACCCAAUCGCAGCCCAGAACCAAGAGGGGCGACCUCACCCACUCCGGGCUCUGGAGAAUCUGCUGUAUUGAAGGCAUCAAUCAAGGCAGCUGUUACAGAAUCAACCAUUUCCCAGACGACAAUGACUACGACACAGACAGCUCUGAAUACCUGCUGCGUAUAGUCCGUGCCUCCAGUGUGUUCCCCAUCCUUAGUACCUGCCUGUUGAUGCUCGGUGGGCUUUGUGUUGGGGUGGGCCGAGUCUACAACAAGACAAACAACGUCCUCCUCAGUGCAGGCAUCCUCUUUGUAGCUGCAGGUCUGAGCAACAUAAUCGGCAUCAUCGUCUACAUCUCCAGUAACGCAGGAGACCCCAACGACAAACGUGACGAUGACAAGAAGUACACGUAUUCCUACGGCUGGUCGUUCUACUUUGGUGCCCUCUCCUUCAUUGUGGCCGAAACGGUGGCCGUCCUCGCCAUCAACAUCUACAUUGAGAGAAACAAGGAAGUUCGCUGGAGGGCACGGCGCGAGUUCAUCCGUUCUCUCUCUUCCUCUUCCCCUUACUCGAGGAUACCGAGCUUCCGCUACCGCCGGCGGACGUCGCAUGCAAGCUCUCAUUCUACAGAGGCGUCGCGGGAGAACUCACCAGUGGUUGGUCUGAAGGGGGAGCCAUCGUCCAGUGGGGCUCUGGAUGAGCUGUCCAUGUACGCCCUGGCGAGGGACAGCGUGACAGAGAACACGUACAGCCCCGAGCAUGAGGCUGCCGCUGAGUUCCUCCAGGUCCAUAACUGUUUCCCCAAUGAUUUAAAGGACGGGGUGAAUCGCAGGACCACACCGGUGUGAGGGGCACAUUGCAGGGCCCCAAGGUUCACCUGGAAGUGGAUGUGCGCUAAUCUGUUGGAGCCUGAGUGCUUGUGAUAGCCUCCCAUCUUAGAGGCGCAGUUUUUAGAGAGACUGUCCUUUUAUUUAAAGGACCAGAGCAAUAGAGAGGACAGUCAGCUUGACAGAAGCCAAUUAGUCAUUUAUCUGCUUCUAGAGAUCAUCAAAGCAGAAUAGAGUUACAUUGUCUGUGCUGUAGCCGAUGCGAAAUUAGUGUUAUCUUUCAACUGUCGAAAUGCUUACAUGAGCAGUGUGUGGAUCCCAACCCUUGUUUGUGUAAUGAUCCCGAAACAUUGUGGACAAAGUAAAGUGAAGCGUUGAGAUGUGCCAAUCAGCAGUAUUCUACCUGUGAAGUAUUUAACAAGGUGCUAAAUGAAAUGUAGGCUACCCUUCAACUUGAAAGUGUUCCAUUUGUGUGUGCAAUUGCUAUAAAGUGUGGACCUCUUUCCAAAGUUUGUAUUGUGUCCCCAUAACCAGUUUGGUCUUGCCUUAUACUCAAAUCAUAGGUUUUAAAGAGACAACAGAGGCUCUAUCUCUCAGCACUGUCCUUUAGAAUAAUAUAUGGCCUUUUAAGCAAGCUCAAAUUACGAACAUUUUUAAUGGAUCCUUUUUCAUGAGAGUGUGCUGGGUUGUAUUGUAUUGAAUGUUUCCUAUUUUAGCAUAUUGUUCAAGUCAACCAUCCAAUAUGAAAGGUUCUGUCUCCCUCGUCGUCUAUUCCUUUUCUUCUCUGACAUUUUGUCAGUGGAACAAAUGUCCGUUUUGUCAGUGGAACACCUCUGUUCAAGGCCCUUUUUAUUCACUUCCAUAUCAGUCCGCCAGCCUUCCAUCACAGCCCCCCCGAUGGACGUGACAUUGUGUUUGUGCCUGUCACAAGGGAAGAACAGCUGACAAAAAGGGGGUGCCCAGAACUGUGAAAAACGGCAAAGGUCAGGACUUCCUUUUGCUCUGAAUGAAACCUUGGCAUCCAGUGUGUUUGAGGGAUAAGGAUCAGAGCUAGGCGGAGAAUGUUUGUCCGUCUGUCACACCCCCUGUGAGUCCAUCUGGACCCAGACGGAAGCAGAGGGAGCUGUCUGCAACUGCGUCCCUGAAGGAUUUGGCUUGUGUGUAUGUGUGUGCUGUCCUUCUGCACCUCCAUCACUGCUCUUUCUUUUAGUUCUCUCAGGAAAUACUGUGUUGUUGUUGCAGGUUGAACACUUUGAGGUCCUCUCCCUACUUAGUGGCAGUGCUGGGAAAUGGACCGGUGAUAAAGAUAAACCUGGUAAAAAAAAAAAAAAUGCCAUUACUGUAUUUUGUAAAUGCUGUGAGUGUUUGCUUGAGCUUGCUCCAAGAACCAGCUGGGGAGGGAUUUUUUCAGUCUGAGGGCUAUUCGGUUGGUUCUGGCGUGGCAAGCGAGCUCACUCAACCACAGAAUAGUAUUUGAUUGUAUUUAGUGUGUUUGAUAUUGAUACCACUUCAUAUACCCGGCUGAGCUUGUGUAAAAGAAAGCCAUCAGUACUCUGAGUGUAGAUCUUUUAUAUUACAGCUUGAGGGGGAAAUUCCAAAUGUGUUUGUUUGUAAUGUAAAGCUGUCAAGUUGUAUAUAAAAGCACAAUAAAAAAAAUACAGAAAAGAGAAAGAAAAAAAAAAAAGCAUUGAAUGUGCAAAGACAUGGACAGAAGAUUCAAAGCAUUAUUUUACUGAACAAUGUCUCAAUAAUAAUGCCUUGAUGCAAUCUGGUAUUGGUCACACAAUUAUAUUAAUCAUUUUAUAUUCAGGUAAACACACACUGGUUUUGCUGUUUUAUCAGUCAAAAGUUAAUCUGUUGAAUAUUCUGUUUUGUAAGGUGAAGUACAGUAAGUACGUUUAGGAGACUACACUAGAUUUUCUAUUCCAUGUGUAUGCGGCAGCUGUACUUUACUGUAUGUGCUUAUAUUGAUUUAUGCUUACAAUUGUGAAAUAAGCACAUUCUCAGUUUGUUUUUCAAGAAAUUAACUAUAAAUAUUUGAUUACGAAUGUUCAGAAGGGACGUGUGCUAAUUGGAUGGAUUGCAUAAUAAUAAAAGAAAAAUCACAGGGAAAGAAACUUAGCCAUUUGUUGUUGUAUUUUUAAAAUUUUCCAUGCUAGUUCAAGACCAAACUUACUGAAAUAUCAUCACUAUUGUAACAUAUAUUGAUAUUGGAUAGUAGAGUGCCUUUGUUUUAUUUAUAAUAUAAUGCAUUUCCUGCUUCUAGUGUUCCAAUCAAAAAAGCAUUUUUAUUUCAUCUGAAUUUAAUUUAAUUAUUUUGCUCAUUUUCACUUUUUAGUUACAACCCAAAACACACUGUACAUAGACAAAUAAACUAAAUCAGGGUUAUACAUUUA